AUGUCAAGCAAACGUUACAAGUACAGGUAUAUUAUCGUGAGCAUCCCAACACAGGUUGCUAAAUACGGUCCAGAAUCAAAUGUUAGCGGAACAGAUUCCGCUGGAUUUACAGCUCUCAUACAUGCCUCGCGAGAUGGUAACCGUUCUACCGUGGAAUCCAUCCUCGGUUUGCCGGAUGUGGAUGUAAAUGUUCAAACCAAAUACGGAGAGACAGCACUCAUAUGGGCAGCUUUGAAAGGCCAUCUUCACAUUGUUAAGCGGCUUUUACUUGUCCCAGGAAUCAAGGUUAAUACACAAAGUAACGUCGGAUUCACGGCUCUCAUAACCGCCACGCGAGAGGGUCACUAUUCUAUUGUGGAGGCCAUUCUCGGCUUCCCGGAGGUGGAUGUCAAUAUCGAAACCCAAUACGGUGAAACAGCACUCAUAUGGGCAUCUUUGAAAGGCUACCUUCACAUCGUUAAGCGUCUUUUGCUUAUCCCAGGGAUCGGGAUUAAUAUACAAAACAACUCUGGAUUCACUGCUCUCAUAUGCGCUUCACUACAUGGUUACCUUUCUAUUGUGGACGCCAUCCUUGGAUUUCCUGGAGUAGAUGUGAAUUUGCAAAACCACAAGGGCGAGACGGCACUCAUGUCGGCAACUACGAAAAACCAUCUUCACAUCGUUAAGCGGCUCUUACUUGUCCCAGGCAUCAAGGUUAAUACACAAGAUAACACCGGAUUUACGGCUCUUAUAAUUGCCUCUGGAGGGGGUCUCCAGUCCAUUGUGGACGCCAUACUCGAUUUUCCGGAGGUUGAUGUCGGUAUCCAAACCCAAUAUGGCGAGACCGCACUUUUAUGGGCAUCUUCUAAAGGCCACCUUGACAUUGUCAAACGACUAUUGCUUGUGCCAGGAAUCGAGAUCAAUACGCAAAACAACUCCGGAUUUACAGCUCUCAUAUCCGCUUCGCGACAUGGUCACCUUUCUGUUGUAGACACCAUCCUGCGGUUUCCGGGUGUGGAUGUAAAUAUCGAAAAUUAUCAAGGCCACACAGCUCUUACAUGCGCUUCUUCAAAUGGUCAUGUUGAAGUUGCUCAGCGACUUUUGUCUAUCCCAGGGAUUAAUGGUAGAAGUGAGGCUGUCCUACCUGCACCCGAUUCCCAGCGUUGGUGGUCUGCUAGUAAUCUGCAGCUUGGAUUCAGAGGGGGUAAAGGAGGAUUAUUCAAUGCUAUACGUAGGAAUAAUAAGUAA
This is a messenger RNA of Psilocybe cubensis, 1227 nucleotides long. RefSeq lists its product as uncharacterized. The coding region runs from base 1 to 1227 and encodes 408 amino acids. The transcript has 2 exons. Gene Ontology annotation, molecular function: protein binding. The record is from RefSeq and is a predicted model, not a curated record. NCBI's taxonomy places the organism in Eukaryota, Fungi, Basidiomycota, Agaricomycetes, Agaricales, Agrocybaceae.